Messenger RNA from Hyalella azteca, 3152 nucleotides. RefSeq names its product pre-mRNA-processing factor 6 (gene Prp6). Lineage: Eukaryota; Metazoa; Arthropoda; Malacostraca; Amphipoda; Hyalellidae. Gene Ontology annotation, biological process: mRNA splicing, via spliceosome; spliceosomal tri-snRNP complex assembly. The transcript has 8 exons. The coding region runs from base 107 to 2911 and encodes 934 amino acids. Gene Ontology annotation, molecular function: protein binding. The record is from RefSeq and is a predicted model, not a curated record. Gene Ontology annotation, cellular component: catalytic step 2 spliceosome; U4/U6 x U5 tri-snRNP complex.
GACGGAUAAUACGGUCGUCCGUAUUUUGUGGUAUUGACUAUCGCAAACGUUUGUUUUUCGAAAUCUGUUUACUUCUCGCCAUUUUAAUCGUUUAUAAUUCAUCAAAAUGAAUGUGCCUCCAGCUGCUCUUCUUAACAAAACCAAGAAGAAUUUUAUAGGUUUACCUGCUCCACUUGGCUAUGUUGCGGGCGUUGGAAGAGGAGCAACUGGCUUCACCACUCGGUCUGAUAUUGGCCCAGCCCGUGAUGCAAGUGACGUGUCAGAUGACAGACAUGCCCCUCCAGCUAAACGUGGCAAGAAGCAGGAAGAGGAAGAAGAUUUGAAUGAUGCUAAUUAUGAUGAGUUCACUGGAUAUGGAGGUUCAUUGUGCAACAAAGAUCCCUAUGACAAAGAUGAUGAAGAAGCAGAUGCAAUAUACGAGAGCAUUGAUGACCGAAUGGAUGAAAAGCGCAAAGAAUACCGUGAGCAGCGACGUCGAGAAGAACUGGAAAACUAUCGCCAGGAGCGACCCAAAAUUCAACAGAUGUUCAGUGAUCUUAAGAGAGACCUGGCUCAGGUGUCUGAAGAUGAAUGGUCAUGCAUCCCUGAGGUAGGAGAUGCUCGUAACAAGAAGCAGCGCAACCCUCGUAUGGAGCGCUUUACCCCCCUGCCUGACAGCGUUUUGGCUCGGAACAUGGGUGGGGAAACUGUCACUGCUAUUGAUCCUACUUCAGGAUUGGCCUCCAUGAUGCCUGGCACAAACACCGUCGGCCCUGGCAUGGUUACUCCAUCUGGUGACCUCGAUUUGCGCAAGAUAGGCCAAGCUCGCAACACUCUAAUGGGCUUGAAGCUUAGCCAAGUUUCUGAUUCUGUUGGGGGUCAAACGGUAGUGGAUCCAAAAGGAUACCUAACAGAUCUUCAGAGUAUGUUGCCUCAGUAUGGCGGCGACAUCAACGACGUCAAGAAAGCUAGACUUCUGCUUAAAAAUGUACGCGAAACAAACCCUAACCAUCCGCCUGCGUGGAUCGCUGCUGCGAGACUGGAAGAAGUCACUGGCAAAGUGCAGAGUGCCAGGAACCUAAUCAUGAAAGGCACCGAGAUGUGCCCUAAGUCUGAGGACGUUUGGCUCGAGGCAGCCCGACUCCAGACUCCUGAAAUGGCAAAGGCAGUUAUCGCCACUGCCGUUCGAACGCUGCCUUUCUCUCCUCGACUAUGGAUCAAAGGAGCAAAUCUGGAAACCGAACCGAAAGCAAAGAAGAAAGUUUUCAGGAAAGCUUUGGAACAAAUCCCGAAUUCGGAGUUGUUAUGGAAAUGUGCCGUUGAUUUGGAAGAAGAGGAAGAUGCUAAAAUUCUACUCAGUCGUGCUGUUGAGUGCUGCCCUACAUCAGUUGAUCUCUGGCUCGCUCUGGCUAAACUAGAAACGUACGAGAACGCUCGCAAAGUUCUCAACAAGGCUCGAGAAAGUAACCCUAAGGAUCGGAAUAUUUGGAUCACGGCUGCCAAACUUGAAGAGGCAAAUGACAACGCGAUGCUUGUGAGUAAAAUCAUCGACCGUGCAAUAAACACGUUGGUCGCCAAUAUGGUCGAACUUAACAGAGAUCAGUGGAUCAAAGACGCCGUGGAGGCAGAGCAGAGUGGCUCUGUGCUGACCUGCCAGGCAAUCAUCAAGCACAUCAUUGGCCACGGCGUUGAAGAAGAGGACCGCAAACACACAUGGAUGGAGGACGCAGAUUCUUGUGCUUCUCAAGGCGCAUACGAAUGCGCAAGAGCAAUCUAUGCUCAUGCUCUUGCAGUUUUCCCAAAAAAGAAAUCUGUUUGGUUGGCAGCUGCUCACUUCGAACGCUCGCACGGCACCAGGGAGAGCUUGGAAUCGCUGCUCCAACAAGCUGUCACACAUUGUCCACAGGAGGAAAUCUUGUGGCUUAUGGGGGCGAAGUCAAAGUGGCUAGCCGGCGAUGUUCCUGCUGCUCGAUCUAUCCUCGCUCUCGCCUUCAAAGCCAACCCAAACUCAGAGGAAAUUUGGCUGGCUGCUGUUAAACUUGAAUCUGAGAACAACGAAUAUGAACGAGCCAGGCGUUUGCUAGCUAAGGCACGCUCGCAGGCGGCUACCCCAAAGGUUAUGAUGAAGUCUGCCCACCUGGAAUGGGCCCUUAAUAACCUGGACCUCGCCAAGAAGUUACUUGAUGACGGAAUAAAACAGUUCAGCGACUUCCCUAAACUCUGGAUGAUGAAGGGACAGAUACUCGAACAGGAAGGAGCUAUCGAUGCAGCCUGGGAUGUUUAUAGAGAGGCUGUCAAGAAAUGCACGCAGAGUAUUCCAUUAUGGUCGCUGCUGGCAGCUCUGGAAGAGCGACGCGGUCGCGCUACCACCGCCAGAGCGACACUGGAGAAGUCGCGUGUGAGGAACCCCAUGAACGAGCAGCUGUGGCUGUUGGCCGUGCGGCUCGAAAUUAGACUUGGCAACAAAGAGGUUGCUCGGAGUUUGAUGGCUCGGGCGCUGCAGGAGUGCCCCAGCUCAGGCCUGCUGUGGGCGAGCUCUAUCUUCCUCGAGGACCACGCGAGGCGCAAGAGCAAGAGCGUCGACGCCCUCAAGAAGUGUCAGGACGAUGCCAGGGUCGUGCUCGCCGUCGCCAACAUGUUCUGGAUGGACGGUCGUAAGAACAAGGCACGCGAAUGGUUCAACAAAACCGUGAAGAUCGACCCUGACUUGGGGGACGCCUGGGCCUGGUACUACAAACUGGAACUUGUGUUUGGGACUCCAGAGCAGCAACUGGAGGUGCAGGAGCGUUGUGUCAAGGCGGACCCUAGACACGGGGAGCACUGGCAGGCCGUUGCUAAGCAUAUCUCAAACUGGCGCAAGAAAACAGACGAAAUUUUGAAAAUUGUCGCUGACAAACUGCCUAUUCCCGUACCAACUUGUCAGCAUUUGUGAGCCGACGAUAUAGUGAAAGUAAGCACUGUCAAGAUAUGAUUAAUUUACAAAACCGCUUCUAUAGAUACUGAUUAAUCUUAGCAUACGGUACGUGUGUUUAUGUCGUGACGUUAGGAAAGGGAUGAUGAAAUACAACUCGUAAAAAAAGCUUAAGUUUAUUAUUAUUUUCUCGGCAAAAACCUUACAGAAAAUCUUGAAACAGCUUGAAAAAAUGUCCUGAAAUGAGUAAGCUCAGAAAUCA